AUGCUCUUGACCACUUUGCUUGACUCCGUUCCUAUUUUUCCUAUCCGCGUUAAAUACCUCACGGGUUCUGUCUAUGUAGCAAAUGUGACUACACAAACGACCGGAGAAAUAUUGUUGAAGAACCUCCAAAAUUGCGUCGGGGACUACGGUUUUGCGUCCUGUAAACUUGUAUAUCAUGAUAAGGACGUACAACUUGCCGAUACGCUUGAAGGGAUUAAGGAAGGAGAUUUAGUUGAGGCAGUAGCAAGUAGAUGUGAAAAUUCAACAGAACUUUCUCAAAUAAAGUUUGUAUCUACACCAACUAAACCAAGAAGUUCAAUGCUAAUCUACCUGAAAACGUCUACCGGAAAAACGGAACUGAAAGUAUGUUGGAGUGACACUAUCAUUCAGAUUAAAGAGAUUAUCCAGGAUUUAGAAGGCAUUUCCUCUAAAAAGCAAUGCAUUACUUUUAAUGACGUCGAAUUAGAAGAUCAUCUUACUCUAUCAUAUUACAACAUACAAAAGGAGUCCACAUUGCAUCUAACAUCUAAGGGAAUGAUUAUCUACGUGAAAACAGAGACUGGAGAAACAAUAGAGCUUGAUUUAACCGCAAAUGAUACCAUCCAUGAAGUUAAAUUAUUGAUCCAGGUUAAAAAAAAAAUUACCCCUGUUCAUCAGCGUAUUAAAUUUGGUGACAAUGAAUUAUAUGAUGAUCAUACCUUGUCAUAUUACAAAAUCCAAAAAGGGUCUACACUUUAUCUAAAAGUUAAAUCAAUAAUUUAUGUGAAAACAAAAACCGGAAAAAUUAUAAAUCUGGAAGCAGAGACAAACAAAACAAUCAGACAAAUUAAACAAAAGAUCCAGUAUAGAGAAGACAUCCCUCUCGGCCAACAACGUCUUGUUUUUUUAGGAAACGAACUACAUGAUCGGAAUACCUUGUCAUAUUACAAUGUUCAAAAUGGGUCUACAUUACAUCUAAAAUAUAAAGAAAUAAAGUUCUAUGUGAAAUUAAUGGACGAAAAUAUCAUAGAGUUAAAAGCAAGGAGAGAUCACACAAUCAAAGAGGUUAAACAAAUGAUCCAGGAUAAAGAAGGCAUCCCCUAUGACCAACAACAUCUUGUUUUUAAAGGUUAUCCUAUUUUUAAUGGGCAAAUGUAUGACAGUCAUCCCUUGUCAUAUUACAAAAUCGAAGAAGAGUCUACAUUGCAUCUAGAAUGUAAAAAAAAAACAAUAAUGAUCUAUGUAAAAUUUAUGAGCGGCAAAACUAUAGAGCUGGAAGUGGAGAGAGAUUACACCCUCGAACAGGUUAUUCGCAUGAUCCAAGAUAAAGAAGGCACUUCCUCUUAUCGACAAUAUUUUACAUUUAAUAACCGAAUUCUGCGCUCAGGCACCUUAUCAAACAAAGGAGUUAACAAUGGGGCCACAUUAAAUCUAUUUCAAUAUGUUCCAUUUGGUUCCGGUCAGAUAUUUGUGAAAACACUAACAUGCAAAACAAUAACUCUGAAAGCAGGAUCAGGUGAAACCAUAGAUCAACUUAAAACCAAGAUCCAGGACAAAGAAGGAAUCCCCCCUGAUCAACAACGUCUCAUUUUUGCUGGCAUGCAAUUAGAAGAUGGACGUACCUUGUCAGAUUAUUAUAUCCAUCAAGAGUCCACACUUCAUCUUGUACUUAGAUUACGUGGUGGAAUGUUUCAAGAAACCAGUGGUCGCAAAGAAUUUGAUGCACUGCCAUUACUCACGCAAUAUAUACUGACACCUGAAGAACGUCUACAAAAUGGAAUUCAUGCUGGUAUUGCUUGCAAUUAUUGUGGCAAAAGUGAAUGGAAAGGGGCAAGAUAUAAAUGUUCAGAAUGUCCCGAUUAUGACUUGUGCUUUGAUUGUAUCACAAUGUCCAACUUGCUUCACAACAUGCAACAUCAUUUUCUGAAACUCCUGAAUCCCUUAGAUCCAAAGGAGGUUCCAAAAGGUAACUCUAUUGCUUCCAUUACUAUCUCCCCAAUACUACCAGACACGAAAGAGAAAUUGUUGGCUCUGCUACGUGAAGAAGAGCGGCGAAGGUUUUCACCUGAAAUGCAAAAAAAAUAUUAUGAUGUUGGGAGUGAUCCUACAAGUGGUAAGGAUUGGAUGGAUGUUACUGAUCAGAUGCAGCUUGAGUUGGUUCGAGAAUUUGGAUACUCAGAUGAGGCAGUACAAUUGUUGCGGCGUGCACCGCAGCUUUAUCCAGAUGAUCCUGAAUUCCGUACAACUCAAGUAUAUGUUCGUAACAAUAUUGCUAAUCUUGGAAAUCUCACCGAAGGAAUGCCGGCACCUGAUUGCCCGUUGGUUCCGUUAGAAUCUUCAAUUUUUACAGCAAUAAUUGAUAACAGUAACAACGCCAAUUCACCAACUUUAGUUCCUUUACGCUCACUUUGUAAAUCAGGGCGACCUCUUGUUCUUCUUGGUGGAUCAUAUACUUGUCCUUUAUAUCGAUACAUAUCUCAUGUGCUCAAUGAUAUAUAUAUUCGAUAUAAAACACAAGUAGAUUUUUAUAUGAUUCAAAUUCGAGAAGCACAUGCCUCUGAUGUUUGGCCGAUUGGUAACAUUGUAGAUGUCAAGGAGCAUCGCACAUUAUCUGACCGUUUAGCUGCUGCACGUGAAAUGGUUAAAAAAACCCAAUUGGAAAUUCCCGUGCUAGCAGAUACAAUGGAUGAUACUUUCUUGAAAUUAUAUUCACCAUGGCCAUUCCGUUUUUUUGUCGUUGUAGAUGGUAUUUUAAAACUUGUUGGAAUGCCAAAAGAAGCACGUUAUGACACAACAGAUCUAGUUGAAUGCUUAAAUGAUCUUUUAUGUAACAAAAAAGACUAA
This is a messenger RNA of Diversispora eburnea, 2823 nucleotides long. The record is from the annotation of a GenBank genome assembly. Lineage: Eukaryota; Fungi; Glomeromycota; Glomeromycetes; Diversisporales; Diversisporaceae.